This is a messenger RNA of Scheffersomyces stipitis CBS 6054, 915 nucleotides long. RefSeq lists its product as uncharacterized. The record is from RefSeq and is a predicted model, not a curated record. The transcript has a single exon. Lineage: Eukaryota; Fungi; Ascomycota; Pichiomycetes; Serinales; Debaryomycetaceae. Gene Ontology annotation, cellular component: peroxisome. Gene Ontology annotation, molecular function: urate oxidase activity. Gene Ontology annotation, biological process: urate catabolic process; purine nucleobase catabolic process. Bases 1 to 915 code for a protein of 304 amino acids.
AUGUCUGAAUUGGUUGCUAGUUCUUAUGGUAAGGCCAACGUCAAGUUCUUGAAGGUCAAGAAGAACCCCUCUAACCCGGAUGAACAAGAGGUAUUGGAAGCAAAUGUUCAAUGUCUCUUGAAAGGAGACUUCGAUAUUGCCUACACUAAGGCCGAUAAUGCUCCUAUUGUCCCUACAGAUACCGUUAAGAACACGAUUUUGGUGGAAGCCAAGAAUACCGACGUGUGGCCAAUUGAAAGGUUUGCUGCCCAUUUGGCCAAGCACUUCACUGGUAAAUACUCCCAGGUCCACAGUGUUGAGAUCACAAUCGUGCAAUCCAGAUGGAGCAAAUUUCCUUUGCUGAAUGGUAAAGUUCACCCUCAUUCUUUCAGAUAUGACGGUCCUGAAACAAAGAGAACCUUCUUGACCUACGACAAGUUCUCCAAGAAGUUGACUCUUACCUCCGCCAUCAAGGACUUGACAGUAUUGAAGUCCACUGGCUCGAUGUUCUACGGCUAUAAUGUGUGUGACUAUACCACAUUGGCUCCUACCACGGACAGAAUCCUCUCGACGGAUGUGUAUGCCUUGUGGACUUUCGACCCUAAGGCUGUUCCUACCUUGGAUUCUGUUUUGCAGAAGGCAGAUGAAGGAUUGUUUGAUUCCACAUAUGAUAAGGCCAGAAACACCACAUUAGAGAUGUUUGCUUUAGAAAAGUCAGCUUCUGUGCAAGCAACUAUGUACAACAUGUCCCACAGCAUCUUGGAGCAGGUUCCAGAGGUUGCAACAGUGUCCUAUGAGUUGCCUAACAAACACUACAUCUUGUUCAACUUAGAAUGGAAGGGCAUUAAGGGUAACAAGGAGUUGUUCUACCCAUCUCCAGACCCAAACGGCUUGAUCAGAUCCACCGUAGGCAGAAAAGGAGCAGCCAAGUUGUGA